Molecule: messenger RNA, 1042 nt
Organism: Zea mays
Lineage: Eukaryota; Viridiplantae; Streptophyta; Magnoliopsida; Poales; Poaceae
Product: 21.7 kDa class VI heat shock protein
Exons: 2
Coding region: 138-731 (197 amino acids)
Source: RefSeq, marked validated
GCACAGCCAGUGAAUGGCAAACGGAAUCGCGCCUCCCAUCCUCUGCUUUCCCCAAAGGCCAGCUCCACCGCCGGCACGGCUCCUAUAAACCACCAGCUCCCCGUAGGCGCGCUUUCCCCGCGACAGCCUGAGCAGCCAUGCCGGGGCGGCGGGCGAUCGACGUCCGGCUGCUGCCGGGCGGCGGCGACGCCGCUGCGGCGCCCAAGUGGCGCAUGUCGCUGCUGGAGAACACGUUCAGCGGGUUCCUGCAGGGCGCCGGCGCCGACACCGCGGCGAGGGCCGUGUUCGCGGAGGGGUCCCUGUUCUGCCCGUUCCUGUUCGGCAACUUCUUCGACCCGGCCGACCCGUUCCCGCUGUGGGAGUUCGAGUCCGACGUGCUGCUCGCCGCGCUCCGCCGCGGCAACGCCAGGACCACCGUCGACUGGGCCGAGACCGACUGCGAGUACUACCUCAGAGCCGACGUGCCAGGUGGAAGGAGAUGCGACGUGGAGGUGAGCGGGGACGCGAUGAAGGUGAUCGACAUCUGCGGGCUGUGGCGGGCGCCGGCGGCGGACGGCCGGGACUGGCGCUGCGGCCGGUGGUGGGAGCACGGCUUCGUCCGGCGGGUGGAGCUGCCGGAGGACGCGGAGUGGAGGAAAGUGGAGGCGCACUUCGACGACUGCGAGGGGGCCCUGGAGAUAAAGGUCCCCAAGACCGCCGACGACGACGAUGCCCACCACGCCACGGCCUGAGCCUGACGCCGAGAAUCGGAACCUCGCCGCCCCAUUUGAGGACGGCAUUAUUAUUCUUCGAACGGACGGCAGAAACGGAAAACGACGGCAUAAUCUUGAUAAGAAUGUUCGACGGCAGAAACGGAAAACGACGGCAUAAUCUUGAUAAGAAUUUGCAAGAUACGGAGGAAACGCAGGAGGAGGAGCGAGCUAAUUAAACUGAUCGUCGCAGCAUGUUGCAUGUGCAUGAAUGCACGCGUGUCCCUGAAAAAAAAAACGAUGUAUGUAAUAGUAUGUUCUUCAGUGCCAGGUGUUAAUUGGCAGUGAGUGUC